CUCUCUCUCUCUCUCUCUCUAAACUAUCCUCUCUCUAUUUCGGCGACUGUCUCCUCCGGCGAAUGUCAUCGCCGUCCGUCUUCUCCCACAGCCGCCGCUGCUUUCCCUCACUGCCGAAAAGCAGCUUCGCGUCUUCUUCGCGCAUUCCCCUUCGGUCAUCAAUUCCGCUCUCAAACUCUUUUCCCCGAAUUUCAUUGAAAUCAGAGAAUAAAACCCCUAAUUCCUCUCCAUCCUCCAGCGAGCAGCGUGUCCUCACCAUUUUUCUACCAUGCACAUAUGUGAGGCAACUCAAGGGCUACAUUGUUCCUUAUAAGUGAGUGCUUUAUUGCAGAUUCUAGACCUCCUUGUGUGCGAAAUUGGGACCGGAAAGAAGUGGAUGGGUGCAAUUUUGCAAGGCAAAGAUGCGGAGGAAUGGACUUACAGAGGAGAAGGAGCUGUGAACCUAGUUCUUGCUUAUUGUGGAAGCUCUCCUCAUUUUGUUGGAAAAGUUUUAAGGAUACAAAAAGUUCCAAAUGAUAGACCUGAAUGUGAGAAUGGCCAUUCAGCCCUUGUCAACCAUGAAUCCUCCUUGUGGGGAAAAUUUGAAUGCAUAGUUUCAGCACCUACAAGGGAAAUUGCGGAGCACAUAUAUGUACAGAAAGUAAUGUGUCCACUCUUGGGAUCAGAGCAUGUUGACGCAGGGAUCCAUGUUCUUGUGUCAAGAGAAUUUUUGGAGGCAGUUGACAAUAAGGUUCUUUGUCAGCGUCCAUCAUGGCGUGUUGAUGCUGCCAGAAUCAAUUCCCUUCAUGACUCGGUUCUUCUAAUUUCUGAUCAUUCAGUGUUUCCUCAUUUUUCAGAUUCUCUCAAAGAGGAUUUCUGUGUGUCUGUUGAGAUAAAGCCCAAAGGCGGAUUUCUUCCCACUUCAGAAUUUAUAGCUGAGGGAAAUGCAGUCAAAAAGAGAAUUACUCGAUUUAAGAUGCACCAAGCUCUAAAAUUGCAUCGAGGAAAGAUAUCUCAAAUAAGUCAAUAUCAUCCUCUAGAUUUGUUUUCUGGAUCCAAGGAUGGAAUACGAAAAGCAAUUGAAACCCUCUUUAUAACACCGCAGAAUAAUUUUCGUGUUUUCUUAAAUGGUUCGAUUAUUUUUGGAGGCAUGGGUGGCACCGCAGACAGCACUAGUUCUACGGCUGCUCAAUCAUUCCAUGACGGACUUAAACAUGUCAUUUCAGCAAAAGAUGGGAUGCACAUCAAGGGUUUUGUAGAUCUGCUCACUGAAACUAUUUUUAAGUCUGGCUUAUUAAAUCGGCUUCUUGAAGUACAGAAGCUUGAUGCUAUUGAUAUAGAAGGUGCAAUUCAUUCCUACUAUGAUAUUAUUUCUCAGCCUUGUGUGGUAUGUCGGCAAAUAGGUGGGAAAAAAUCCCCAGCAAGGUAUUCAUCAAUUCAUUCAAUGCAAAGGGAUGAUAAAGUGAGAAUUGUGAGGGAUUACUUGAUAUCAGCCACUGCAAAGGACUUAAGUAUGAUGAUUAGUUUCAAGUCCAAAAUAAAUAUGGAGGAGGAAUCUCUACAUCAUGCUGUCUUUCUGGAAUCAAGCAAGCAGACCUUUUAUUACAAGGCAUCUUUCAUUGACCUGGACAUGAAACCGUUGAAGAAAAUGGAAUAUUACUACGAGUUGGAUCAACAAAUUGUCAACUACUAUGUCCAAAUGUUGAAAGAUACAGAUGUGCUUGAUUGUGGUGAGCCAACCCAAGAGUCACUGAAUACAAGUACCGGUAUUGAUAAUGGUGAAAUGGCAAAUUGAUUGAGGAGCUCAGAAGAGAGAUAUAGAUCGGCUUUCUUUUCUACGAAGAAAAGGUGUCAACUACUUCAGUAUCUUCCAGUCAACAUCAGCCAUGAAUUUAUGCAGCUCGGUUUGGACCAAGAAGUUAAUUGGAAUAUGGCUCGCUGGAAGAUGACCACUCCUCGUGCGCUCUCUAGGCUACAAGUUAACCUUCUAACUGAAUCUAGAAUGUAAUUCUACAUGAAAGUUUAGUAUUCUCAUCAACAUUAAGUGUACCAAUUUUUGUUGUUGUAAUUCAGUUCUAACUUCUAAGCUAUACUCAUAGUUUUCAGGCCUAACUUAAAUUGUGUAAACAGCCAGCAAUCAGCAUGUGGUUUGCAGCAAUUCGUUAUCUUCUGUA
This is a messenger RNA of Salvia hispanica, 2153 nucleotides long. RefSeq names its product inositol-pentakisphosphate 2-kinase-like. Gene Ontology annotation, cellular component: nucleus. The record is from RefSeq and is a predicted model, not a curated record. Gene Ontology annotation, biological process: inositol phosphate biosynthetic process. Lineage: Eukaryota; Viridiplantae; Streptophyta; Magnoliopsida; Lamiales; Lamiaceae. Gene Ontology annotation, molecular function: ATP binding; inositol-1,3,4,5,6-pentakisphosphate 2-kinase activity.